AUGUCCUACGGGGGAUUGGCCGACUGGUUCAUCUACAGCUCUGCUGUCGAUAGCAAAAGAUUGGAUUCGUUACUCGGCGAAGUCGGCAAUAAGACUUGCGUCUUGGAGUAUUGCAAGAGUUAUAGGUUUGAAGAAGGUCCAGAUUUAGUUGGUACUGGCGAUUCACUGAGCGUUUUCUGGAUCUCGUCACUGUAUUUAUCCGUCGCAGUCACCAUCGCGGCCAUCGCCUACGACUACCGGGACAAAGCCCCUGGCACGCAAUACGGCCAUUUGUUCUCCAACACCGGGGCUCACUUCACGUUGAUGGUGCUCAUCUGUCUGUGGCCGUGGUAUUCACCACAAGCCAGAUCAUACUCCAGAGUCAUGUUGCUAGCCGUUAUCGUCCUGUUACCGCUCCUUUUCUUUGCGACGUACUUCACCCAGUUCUGGCCGACUCUGUCUGGGUUUGAGGAGAAAUGCCCGUUCGUGUCUCCUGCGUUGUUCCGUCUUUAUAGCGUAAAAUGCUACUUCGACAUCUUUGUGAUGACUUUUGUGCCUGCGUAUCGGUGCGUGUUUCCCUUUUCUGUUCGAUGUGGGCCGACUACCACCGGAAAGCCGAGGAGUACGGUCUUCGGAUAUUUGAAGCGACACCGGACAGUAAUAGCAAACGCCGCCUUGGUGGUGUUUUAUCUUCUCAGCUUUGCCAUAUUGUGGAUUGACCUCGUCAUCUUUGGGCUGUCUCGUCAACGGGCCCACGAGCUAGCUGGACAUUCUGACUCUGAGAAUGUGUGGAGCUUCGGCCAGGUCGUCUCCGUAACGGGGUGGCUUCCUGUGAUCAUUGGCCUCUUUCGGGUGUGGUUUUGGGAAUCUGUCCACGCAUAUUACACCAGAAUCAUCGCCCCAAUGCUUCUGGCCAUCAGAGAGCAUGCAACGAGCGUUUUUCGGCCAUCCUCACGAGACAGUGCAGCAAAACUAGAAGUGGCCACAUCAAGGGGCGAACAACCAAUCCCGGGCACUCGAUGCGGCUGGGAGGAUAGCAGAAGCCAUACCAAGAAAGGCGAGGAGGAAGUGAAAGCACUGGGGGCCGAGGGAGAGGUCGGUCGCAGAUCAUAA
Neurospora tetraspora is the source of this 1092-nucleotide messenger RNA. RefSeq lists its product as uncharacterized. Bases 1 to 1092 code for a protein of 363 amino acids. The transcript has 3 exons. The record is from RefSeq and is a predicted model, not a curated record. NCBI's taxonomy places the organism in Eukaryota, Fungi, Ascomycota, Sordariomycetes, Sordariales, Sordariaceae.